Danio aesculapii is the source of this 5596-nucleotide messenger RNA. It is a transcript of the gene igsf9a, whose product is annotated as immunoglobulin superfamily, member 9a. Lineage: Eukaryota; Metazoa; Chordata; Actinopteri; Cypriniformes; Danionidae. Gene Ontology annotation, biological process: cell-cell adhesion. The record is from RefSeq and is a predicted model, not a curated record. Gene Ontology annotation, molecular function: protein binding. The coding region runs from base 269 to 5131 and encodes 1620 amino acids. The transcript is spliced from 21 exons.
CUGAUGCACGCGCGUCAGCCUCCCGUACAGACAAAGUUUAAACGCUCGCUUUUCGUCACUACAUUAUCGAGAUAAGAGGAAAACUGCAAUACACCUGGCAAAGUUUCUGACGUUGUCUUUGGGAAUUAGUCGUGUUGUGGAAUAACGCGGAGGAAGUUUAAUUUCUGACUUUGGGAAUAAUUCUCCGUGGUGUUUUUCCGUCAUCAACUGCUUACUCCAGCUGAUAGCUGAAGUGAUACAGGUAUGUGAAUCUGUAUGAACGCCCAUCAUGCGACUGAAGAACCUUCCUCUGUUGGAAGUCAUUGUUGCAGUUCUGUGCCUAUUCAAUGACACAAGUGCAGCUGAAGAACAUGUUCGUGCCAAAAAAGGCAGCAGUGCAGUGUUGCCCUGCAGUUUACCAGCCCCGCAAAAGGACAGCUCAGCUUCUCAGUAUGUCAUAGAGUGGGUUCGCCAGGGCUUCGAUACCCCCAUCCUCAUCCAGCUCGGAGUUCAUCCUCGAGUACAUCCCGACUAUGAUGGUCGAGUGUCUCUCCUCGGGGGCACGUCUCUGCAGAUGAGUGGUCUUCAGCUGGAGGAUGAAGGCUGGUACGAGUGUCGAAUCCUCCCUCUUGAUCAAACCACAGAAGAAGCUGGAAGCAGCGGCAGCUGGACUCGGCUGUCCGUCACAGCUCCUCCAGUGCUGACAGAAACCUCUCCUCCGGAGGUGGAAGUGUUUGUUGGUAGAUCAGUAACCCUGAAGUGUGCAGCACAGGGAAAUCCACGGCCUACAGUCACCUGGUCCAAAGAUGGAGCACCAAUAAAACCUCAACACAAAGUAAAGAUGAUGAAUGGAAGUGUGUCUUUUCAUGCGGUGAGCAGAGAAACAGCAGGCCAGUAUCAGUGUUACACUUCCAACUCUGAAGGAAACGCCACUCAUGUCACACGACUCAAAAUCAUCGGUCCACCGGUGAUCAUAAUUCCUCCAUCGGACACUGUCCUUAACAUGUCCCAGGAUGCCAAGCUGAAGUGCCAGGCUGAAGCAGAUCCACCAAACAUGACCUACGUAUGGCAAAGACAAGGAGUAGAUAUUUAUCACAUCGAUUCUCUAAAGUCACGUGUUAAAGUCAUCGUGGACGGUACACUUCUCAUAUCACGUUUGACCCCAGAGGAUUCUGGGAACUACACUUGCAUGCCCACUAACGGACUUCCAGUCUCCCCUUCCGCCUCUGCCGUACUCACUGUACAGUACCCAGCACAGGUGAUUCAGAUGCCCAAACUGACCUUCCUCCCCACUGGCAUGAGGGGUGCGAUUGUGUGCCCUAUCCGAGCUGAACCUCCAUUAUCACACAUCGACUGGAUCAAAGACGGCAAACCACUUGAUUUAGGCAUGUAUCCUGGAUGGACGCUGGCUUCAGAAGGCUCUAUUGUCAUUGCGACAGUCAAUGAUGAUGCUGCUGGUGUUUACAUAUGCACUCCAUACAAUAGCUUUGGGACAAUGGGACAGUCUGAGCCCACCACUGUUAUACUGCAGGAUCCUCCAUCAUUCAAAGUGUCACCUCGUAAUGAGUACAGACAGGAUGUGGGGACGAUGCUUGUUAUUCCCUGUCAGAUGGUCAGUAACCCAGCUCCAAAAGUCAACUGGAGGAAGAUUGGUGCAGCCUCUCGUUCGCUGUUCACUCUGGCAGCGAAUGGCUCUCUCAUUCUUCAUCCUCUCAGUAAAGACCACCAGGGGGAGUGGGAGUGUAGCUCCAGCAAUCGAGUGGCCACUGUUUCCAUCAAAACAACGGUUCUUGUGCUGGGUACAAGUCCUCAUGCAGUGUCGUCAGUAUCUGUGAUCCCGGGAACAAACCAGGCCAAUGUUUCCUGGGUGGCUGGCUUUGAUGGAGGAUAUACGCAGACAUUCACUGUCUGGUAUAAACAGGUGUCAGCUGGAAGGACGGAAGAAAAGCAAGAGUGGUUGUCUUUCUCAGACCUCUCUACUGAGAAGAGUCUGUUGGUCGCCAAUCUGCUGCCUGCCACUGAGUACCAGUUCAGUGUCAUGGCCCAAAAUAAAAUUGGCACUGGGCCCUUCAGUGAGAUCAUCACCGUCACAACUCUGGAUGCACUUCCUGUUGUGGCCAAGCUGGAACCUCCUACAAAUCUCUCAGUCAAUAAGAGUUCAGAGGGAUUUCUUUUGUGGUGGUCUGCGCCUCAGUCAAAAUCUCCACCUAUUGACAGUUUUGUCGUACAGUCACGCCUUGAAGGAGGAGAGUGGGAUAAUCUGAAAGAAGACAUUAGCCCAGCUGAGAGUAAAAUCUUUCUCCCAGGGUUAUGUAAGGACUGCAAGUAUGAGCUGAGGCUUCUUUCGCAGCAUGGAGAUCAGCUGAGCAUGCCCAGUCCAUCAAUCAGUGUCUCCACCUUUGGAAUGAAUAUGCGCCCAGCCAGUUCUCGCCUCCUAGACUUUCCCAACCAUCUAAUGGCUGGUGUAAUGGGUGGAGUGGGACUCCUUUGCCUCGUUCUUGUCCUGACCUUGGCAAUAGUUUGUUUCAUUUCUUACAAAAGAAGCAGAAGGCGCAGGCAGAAUAUUAAGGAUCUCCCUCCUGCAAUGAAUAAAAAUGCAUCUGUGAACAUCCCUGAUGACACCCUGAAGCAAAGGCUCCUACCAGCUCAUCCACUCUCCUCCUCUUCCUCCACGUCCAAUCAUUCCUCCCUAGACAAGUUUAGCCACGGUGAAUUUCACGACCUACGCCAACAUCAUCUGCCUCAAGCUAACCCUCCAUCCCACCAUUCCCUCCCUGAGAGUCAUCUCCAAUUGUCAUCACUUGCUCCCGUGUCCUCUGUGGAGUUUAUCCACAGAGGGCCCGAUGGGCGCUUUGUUGUCCAUCCUGGUGAAGGUGACAGUAAUUUCAGUUCUCAAAUCAAAAGAAACCCAAAUCAAAAUUCCCAUCAGGCAUCAGAUGGAAGCAGGAGCUUCAGAAUACAGAAAUCCCAGUCUUUGAGGUCCUACAUGGAUGAACAGAGAAGGCCACCAUUUGUACUUUCGGUGGACCUUCCACCUUUUGGAUCAGAUAUUCCUUCUUCCAGCAGAACACGAGCUAUGGUUAAGCACCUCUCUUUGAAUGGCCAUUACAUGCCCAUUCUGAAGAAAGAGGUUAUGGAUGUACCAGACCAGACAAGUCUCUCGUCAGAUUGCAGUGACUCCUAUCUCUAUCCCCAUUCAGAAAGUACUCUAGGUCAGCAGUCCCCAAAACGAGAUACCAACCACUCUACAGCCAGUACUCUGGUUUUGCAGAUGGAACAUGAAAGGGAACAAGGAAACCUAAGCCGAUGCUUGACAUUGGCUCGUGAGAGAGAGGAGCUUGAAAGGGAAUUGCGCAAAUACACUGUUGAUCUAAAUUCAUCUAGCCAAGAACAAACAGAUGAGUAUGGAAAUCUUUGGAAAACUCAAGAAGCUUCAACACCUCAGGUUAAGUACCAAACUAUGAGACAAAGCAUUUUAUCUGAGAACACCGGCAUGUUGAAAAGAAGAGCUGCCUCUUGCAUUCCAUGGGAAGAAAGACACAAGAUUUCGUCUGCAAACUUGGUGCCUCUACAUAAAUCUUAUGAAAAUGAUAUCAAAUAUAGGCAGAAUCAAGGUUAUAAUUCUAUCCAGAAGUCCGGAUACCAACGGUCUCGAAGUUUAGACAGAGAGGAGCAUCGAAAAUCACGUACAUGGGACCAAAGACGAAGCAAGACACCUGUUGAAUCAAGUCGGUAUUGUAUAAUGGAUGACUUAAUCUACAAAUUGGAAAAUAACCAAACUUGUGAAGGGCCUAGAGCCUGCAGGACCUCCAGCAGAAGUCAACAUUAUUUUGACCCAUGCAUUUAUUCAUCUCCAGGUGAUCAGCAUUGGCGGACUGUACAAAGAAGCAAUAGAGAAAUUCAUCCAGUUUGUGAUUAUUCAGAAAUGAGUGUGGACGGACCUGAUCUUGAGAGCCAGCAUGCAAAUUCAAGGUCCAUGGUCAGAUCGGAACACAGUUAUGAAACUCUAGACUAUGACAGACCCAGAUUAUCAGAGCUCGAAAUGGGCAGACUGGUAAAGCCAGGACAUGUCAAUUCAAGAAGGGAUGAGAAGCUGGAAAACUGGUCAAGCAAAACUGAGUCUCCAGUGAGUGUUUCUGAAAAAAUGCUUCAGAGGACAAAUAGCAUGAGGUCAAAGAAUUGGAAUCAACACCAGAGCACCCAUAGUUUAGACUCCAAAUUAUGCAAGGACCAGUUUUUGACCCCUGAUGCCUGGAUAGACUCAUUAACACUUCCUCAAGAUUCUACUAUGUCCCCCUUUGUAUCCAGACCCAACUCUGUGGCAAAUAAGCCAAAAAGUAGGACCAAAUUGCAAGAUGAUUCAUUUGUGCCUUCAGAAAUUCAAUCGCAAGUUCCUCAACGUCUAAAUCAGGCCUCUAAAUCUCCCAAUGGCUUUACCAAUGAUCAACAGCCCUACAGAAACCUAAUGCCAGAACGUAAUGCCCAUACUGCCCUACCACCAGGAGGUUCUAGCUGGCCCCGGGCUUAUUAUCCCUCACUGACAACCUUGCCAUCUGGAAGACGUAACCAAAGCCACCAGCCAGACAGAGAAGAGGAAGACAUGGAUGGGCAGGACAUGGAUGUAGAAAUUAACAUUUAUAGGAAGGGUUCUGAGACAGAAGGAAGCUACAGAAGUUAUGGAAGUCAAAGCAGUGGCAGAGGCAGCAUGGAUGCCCCUAACAGCAGGCAGUUCUCUCUCAGCCCUCCACUUACCAGCUCACCAGAGACAACAGAGGACAGUGACAGAGAUGAAGCAGCUGUACUGGAUGCUGAACAACAUGGAAGAAGAGACUCUGUGGAUGAGAGUUACGAAUGGGACCCAGCUUAUGUCCAAAUGGGGCCUGUAGUGUCAAUGAACAAGACAGGUCUACAAAAAGAAUUUAACGCAAGCCAAAGGAAGCAGAGCAGCAUUACUAAAGAUGAUGACAUUUCAAAUUUAGACCAGAAACAAAAAGGUCUUUACCCUGCAGCUGGUUUGAAGGGAUCUGUUCCAUUAUUUGAGGUUCCCAGUAUCCCUCCUUCUCAGUGUCAGCAAGAAUCACUUCUUGCUCGUGAUAUUCAGAAGAGCUUCACCUCAUUCUCAGACCCAGAGCCCGAUACUGUGCUUUUCUGAUUACUGACAGUAGGUACACCAUUCAUGCUGAUUAGCCUGCACUGUUUUCAUUUGACCUCUUUCACUCUUGAGUAGUUGAAAAUGUUUUAAAACACUUAAGAUGAUUAGAUUUUGUUUGUGGCAAAAUGUUCGCACAUUCUCAAAUCUAGUCUAAACACAGCAUGGUUCUUCUCAGCACACAUCUGAAUGGUCAAGAUGAGAUGGGACGCUUUGUCACUAUUCAUUUGAUGUCCCUGGACCACUCAAGCACACUAGAUUCUAAGAACACAGACUCCUCUGCCCAACUAAUGAAAAUGACAUUAUCUGAUGGGUGGGGCAAACCACAGUGAAGUCUAAAGAGCUUACACUAUGUGCUGGAGUUGCAAAUAAAAGGGUGGAAUAAAUAAUACAAGGCAUUGCUCUCUGCACCCCGCUGUUGCUGAUGAAACUGAAUGUGAAAUAAAAAUGUUAAAGCUGUCUCAUUGA